Acanthaster planci (crown-of-thorns starfish) is the source of this 1473-nucleotide messenger RNA. RefSeq names its product small nuclear ribonucleoprotein G-like. Gene Ontology annotation, biological process: spliceosomal snRNP assembly; mRNA splicing, via spliceosome. The record is from RefSeq and is a predicted model, not a curated record. Gene Ontology annotation, molecular function: RNA binding. NCBI's taxonomy places the organism in Eukaryota, Metazoa, Echinodermata, Asteroidea, Valvatida, Acanthasteridae. Gene Ontology annotation, cellular component: P granule; U12-type spliceosomal complex; SMN-Sm protein complex.
UCCGAAGUGGAAACCAGUCUGCAAGCGCGCCCGCUGAAGAUUGAUCUAGCUGGUUGGCACCAGUUUGAACGUUUGUAGGACGAUUCAGAGUGGCCUUUAAAUCCAAUUCCAUCCAAGUAAUUCAAGAUGAGCAAAGCACAUCCUCCCGAACUGAAAAAGUUCAUGGACAAGAAGUUAUCGUUAAAGCUGAACGGCAACCGUAGGGUGACAGGCACUCUGCGAGGUUUCGAUCCCUUCAUGAAUCUUGUCAUGGACGAGACUGUUGAAAAUCUUCCCAGUGGGGAGAAAUUUGACAUUGGCAUGGUGGUAAUCAGAGGAAACAGCAUCAUUCUUCUAGAGGUACUGGAGAGAAUAUAGCGUUUUGCCAUGGGCAGCUCUGAUCCUAAAAAGAACAAUGUUUGUCCCCAGUCUUUAAAAACAUCUGACUGGAAGGUGAAGCCUGGAACUUUGGGACAAGAGCAACAGUUACCGAUGCCUUGAAACUGAUUGAUGCUCUUUGAAGAUUGUUGGAGUCAUUCAAAUGUCGUUUGGAGGCUUUUAUUCAGUGACUGCAUCUUUAGUUACUUUAGCCACAUGUACAGUACAUGAACAUUUCCUUGGUGCAGUGCACAAGGCCUGUUUGGUAAUAUGUCUACCAUAUGAACUCCAUGUUGCAAGAAUGGGGUAAACGAAAUGGUCUCAGAAAUCUAUUUUAGAAAACGGAAACUAAUGUAUAUCUGUAACUCUAACCUCUUCAGAUCCUUUAGAAUCCACAUGAAUGAAUUUGAAGGAUUUGGUAGAUAUUAGGGAGCUUUUGUCAGAAAUGGAAUUUGAUACCCCAUAAAUAUUGAACCACAAAGGAUAUAGUCUUUGAUCUCCUGCACAGUGGAAGAUAUUGGUUGUGUGGAAAGUUUCCAGUGGAAAAUUGUGAGUUUUUUAUUUGCUAUGAAGAAUAUUGACUCAAGUUCUCAACUACAAGUACUUUUGUUAUGUCGUCAUUGAGUUAGCCACAAACGGUAUCUCUUUCAAGUUGACCCUUUAAUACGUCUGUAGUAAAUUUUUCAUUGUAAAUAAUUUUUUUGAAGUGUCUGUCGCUGGCUUGCUUGUAAUUCUGUAAAGUAGUACAAGUGUUGAAGUAGUGCCAUACAAUGAUUUAGGUUGGGAUGGGAUGGGAGUGUGUGGAGCUGAAUAAAAACAAGGCUCUGAACUUUUUAUGACCAACAGAAAUUGUCCAUUCUACCUGCACUGUAAUCCAUGAACAUGUAUUUUGAUUUUGAAUACCUGGUAGUGUGCCAUGGUCUAUGUUCUCUUCAAUGAGAUGCUUCAAAGCUGAAGCAUUUUAUAAAUCAUAUCCGUAUUAUGAACCUUUUAAGGGCAGGGUCUUGUGAGGGAUGGUAGUAACCCGUGGUCCUUCCAGUUUUAAGAUGCCCUUUUCUGAUUUUAAAUGGUCGAGACAAUCAUUCCAAAUAAAAAGUUUGUUCCUUUUUUUAUUUA